Paramecium octaurelia is the source of this 1819-nucleotide messenger RNA. Lineage: Eukaryota; Ciliophora; Oligohymenophorea; Peniculida; Parameciidae. The record is from the annotation of a GenBank genome assembly.
AUGACAAUAGUAAUAAAUGGCCUCAUUUCAAGGGGUUUAAGUAAGAUAGAAUAGCAAAAAGAGCAAAGAAAUUAGGAUAAUUAAAUGGAUUUAAAAAAAUUUAAAUAAUAAUUUAUUAAAAUAUUUAUGAGACAACCACAAACAAAGAAAUCCUUUAAUAUUUCUGAUUCUUCAUACUACAUCUCUUUGGCAUGCAUCAUCACUUUUGAAAUCUACUCUCUUUAUCGAUUUUCAGUCAUCUGUAAAUCAAACAAAAUAGAGGGCACUGAAAAAGGUAUACGAAUAAAUUGAUUGUAGGCUUCUUUGGUAUUCUGAGAGACCAUUCAGAUCCAUAAUGGGGAGAAUUUGCAGGACAUUUGACAGAAUUAAUGGUUUUUCAAUUCAUUUUUAUAUUGGGGUCCUACACUGUCAAAUAUCAUUCUGAAUAAGAAAAUAGGUAGAGAAACCUAUAGUAUUAUAACAUGAUUGUCGGAUUAAAUUAUGCAUUCUAUUUGCAUAACAUAGGCAUGAUAUUUUAGAUGAUGAUCAUCGUUGCUUUUUAUCUUUUCCAAAAAGUAAUUAUUUUUUUUAUAAUAGAUUUGUUACAAAAUGAAAUAUUUCAUCCCGACAUUAUGGAUUUUGGCCAUCUUAACAUUAUGGUCAAAUGAGACUUAUAAAGGAUAUGAAUUCAGUAUGAUUUCUCCAUCCUUGGCUUAUUUGGAUGGUUUCAGGAGUACAAACCAAUUAGUUAGUUGGAAUCUUGUUUUUAAUAUGAUUUUACUAAGAAUCAUCAGUUUCUCUAUUGAUAAGGUUUGGGCAUCUCAACUCCCUCAGCCAUUGAAAUCGGGUGAGCAGAGUUAGAGUGAAAAGUCCAAUAUCAUAAAGACUUAUCGUGAUAGAGUGGAAGAGUCCUAACCAUUAGAGGAAUAUAACUUUAGCGGUUAUUUAAGUUUUCUUUUUUAUGUGCCUCUUCUCUUCUCAGGUCCUUCUAUGGGUUAUAAUGCUUUUAAUUCUUAAUUAAAAACCCCUUAAUAAAGUUUUAAUAGAUCUUAAGUGAUAAAGUACAUUUUAAGAGUCUAUUUAUUGGACUUGUUAACCUUUGAGGUAUUUUUGCAUGUGUGUUAUCCAAAUGCAAUUCCAAAAAUAGCCUAAAACUUUCAUAUCCUGGAAAAUUUUAGUGCAUAUGAGUUCCACAUAAUGUGUGUAAUGAACUUGAUCUUUUUAUGGUACAAAUUCCUUACAAUAUGGAGAAUUGCCAGAGGAUGGGCCUUAUUGGAUGGUAACUUAAUAAAUUAUUAUUAUGUUAGGAAUUGAAACACCAGAGAAUAUGAAUAGAUGUCUGUAUAACAGUUACAAUUUUAGUGGAUUUUGGAGAUCUUGGCAUAGAAGUUUCAAUUAAUGGUUAAUCAGAUACAUUUAUGUACCAUUAGGAGGUACCAAAUACAAAUCUUUGAAUAUGUGGGUUGUCUUCUCUUUUGUGGCAUUGUGGCACGAUUUUAAAUUGGAUCUUCUCUUAUGGGCUUGGCUAAUCUGCUUAGCUUUGAUUCCAGAGAUCGCUUUAUAAAAAUACUUUGACAAGGAGUUCUUCUAUAAAAAGUGGUGGUUUGUUUACUUAUGUCAGCUGGGUGGAGGAUUCUAAAUAUAAAUGAUGUGUUUAGCCAAUUUGAUAGGAUUUGGAAAUGGAUAUGAAGGCAUGACCGUUGUUUUCUAUAAGUUUAUGAGUUUGGAGGGCUUGGCUUGUUUUCUAUUCUAUUGUAUAGUUAGGAAUGGAUGGAUCACAACUAUUCAAUUUAGAAUAAGAGAUGAUGAGAAUGCUGAAUCAAAUGACAAGCGAUUUUGA